This is a messenger RNA of Daucus carota subsp. sativus, 1897 nucleotides long. RefSeq names its product 3-ketoacyl-CoA synthase 12. Gene Ontology annotation, cellular component: membrane. The record is from RefSeq and is a predicted model, not a curated record. Gene Ontology annotation, biological process: fatty acid biosynthetic process. Bases 241 to 1632 code for a protein of 463 amino acids. Lineage: Eukaryota; Viridiplantae; Streptophyta; Magnoliopsida; Apiales; Apiaceae. The transcript has a single exon. Gene Ontology annotation, molecular function: acyltransferase activity, transferring groups other than amino-acyl groups.
AUAACAUACAAGAAAUUUGACAUGUAGGGUUCUUUCAUCCAUUGAAGUCUCUAAAGAACAAUUCACACGCAACAAUCAAUCAGACUUUUAAGAUUUAUUGGGGCUGUGAAGAAAAGAACAUCUUGAUGUCACAUGAACCCUCUAUAUAACUUGCUUGUGUUGUGAAUCUUGUACAUCAUAACAAGUUUUCUUGAGUUCUUGUAAAGAGACUUAAGAUAUUUACAUUUCUCAUUAGUUCUGAUGGACAAUCUUUCAUAUACUUUUUUCUGCUUUCUUUCUCUGUUCUUCUGCUUAUUGUUCUUAGUAUACAGAAUCAUUGAUCAGAGAAGGCACCAAUGCUGCUACAUUUUGGAUUAUCAGUGCUACAAACCGGUCGAUGGAAGGAAGCUCAGUACUGAGUUUUGUGGGGAGGUGAUGAAGAGAACCAAGAAUUUGGGGCUCAAUGAGUUCAAGUUUCUCUUAAAAGCCAUUGUCAGCUCAGGCCUUGGCGAAGAAACGUAUGCCCCCUGGAUGGUUAUUCAUGGCCGAGAAGACAAUCCAACUUAUGAAGAUGGGAUCUUGGAGAUGGAAGAGUUUUUCUUUGACAGCAUUGAGAAGGUUCUGUCAAAAACAGGCAUUUCUGCUAAGGAUAUUGAUGUACUAGUUCUCAACGUUUCGAUGCUCUCACCAAGUCCAUCUUUGGUUUCUAGAAUCAUAAAUCACUACAAGAUGAGGGAUGAUAUCAAGACCUACAAUCUCACUGGAAUGGGAUGCAGUGCUAGCUUGAUAUCCAUCAAUGUUGUUCAAAGCAUCUUCAAGACUCGAAAGAAUGUGAAUGCUCUUGUUGUGACAUCCGAAUCCUUGACCCCGAAUUGGUACACAGGCAACAAUAGGUCCAUGAUUCUUGCUAAUUGUUUGUUCAGGUCAGGAGGGUGUGCAGUGCUUUUGACAAACAAGGUGGCCUUAAAAGAUAAGGCCGUGUUCAAGCUAAAGUGCUUAGUCCGGACUCAUCAUGGAGGCAAAGACGAGGCUUAUGGCUCGUGUAUCCAGACCGAGGAUGAGGCUGGUCGUGUAGGUUUUCAUCUUGGAAAGAACCUUCCAAUGGCAGCAACUAAAGCUAUGAUUGAUAACUUAAAAGUACUGUCUCCGAAAAUUUUGCCAAUAAGUGAACUUAUUCGGUUCUCAGUUGUUUCAUUUUUACAUAAAAUGAAAAAAAGUACUUCCAAAGGAGUAGCAAGGCCAAUGAUCAACUUCAAAUCCGGAGUUAAUCAUUUCUGCAUCCACACUGGAGGAAAGGCGGUGAUCGAUGGCAUAGGGCAAAGCCUAGGACUCGGUGAUCACGACCUGGAACCCGCGAGAAUGACACUUCACAGGUUUGGUAAUACUUCUGCUAGUAGUUUGUGGUAUGUUUUAGGCUACAUGGAAGCAAAAAAGAGGUUUAAGAAAGGUGACAGGGUUUUUAUGAUCAGUUUUGGAGCAGGGUUUAAGUGUAAUAGUUGUUUGUGGGAGGUUUUAAGAGAUUUGAAAGAUGGGAAUUGUUGGCAAGAGUGCAAUAUCGAUAAUUACCCUCCUAAAACCCUGGUUAAUCCUUUCAUGGAAAAGUAUGGUUGGAUCCAGAAUGAAGAUAUCAGCACCUUUAAAAUUCCAGAAUAAAGGGUGUUAUUUUCGACUGAAAUGCCAUGUUUGAAUAUAUUAUAUGAUCCUGGUAAGUCCGUUCACCUAGCACGCCGAGUCCAAUACUGUGGUUAUGGAUUCAUAUAUUGCUUAAUAAGUUGUGUAGCAUUGAUAGAGCUGAUGUACAUUGAAUUGUACUAGCUAGCAUGUUUAUUGCUAUAGUUUGUUUUGCAUUUCUAAAGCUUCAUCAGCUUUUCGUCCGGUAAAGAAUUCAAUUCUGUAUUUAUGAGUAUGUACUUUCGCA